This is a messenger RNA of Camelus dromedarius (Arabian camel), 2354 nucleotides long. RefSeq names its product FA complementation group E (gene FANCE). Gene Ontology annotation, biological process: interstrand cross-link repair. The record is from RefSeq and is a predicted model, not a curated record. Gene Ontology annotation, cellular component: Fanconi anaemia nuclear complex. The coding region runs from base 217 to 1845 and encodes 542 amino acids. The transcript is spliced from 10 exons. Lineage: Eukaryota; Metazoa; Chordata; Mammalia; Artiodactyla; Camelidae.
CCCCCGUGCCUCUCCGGCCGCUCCUCACUCCCUUCCUUGUCCGAUGCCGAACGCAAAUCCGAGCACGUUCUCGAGAGCUGAGAAGGGAAUGUGGCGGGCGCGCGAGGAGACUUGCGGCCGCUUCGGGGCUGGCGCUGGCGUCUUUCUCCUUCUCCCCUGGUUUGGGUGCUGAGGCCCGAAACCAGAGUGCGGCAGUGUGGCUCCCGGGCCCCGGGCAUGGAGGCCCCGAAGGCCGUGCCCGCUCAGGCUGAGGGCGCGGAGCAGGAGCCCUGGGCGCAGCUGGAGGCCCCCGCCCGACUACUACUACAGGCGCUGCAGGCGGGGCCUGACGGGGCGCGGCGCGGUCUGCGGGUGCUGCGGGCGAUGACCGGCCGCGGCGGAGAGCCCUUCGGCUGGGGCCGGGUCCUCCAGGCGCUGUGCCGGGAGGAGCCCAUGGUGGAGGGCCCAGACUGUCGCCUGGAGCUGAAACCGCUGCUGCUACAAUUGCCCCCAUUAUGCCAAAGGAAUCUGAUGUCUCUGCUGAUGGCUGUUUGGCCAUCACUGCCUGAAAGCAGUCUCCUCCCUGUACUGCAGAUUGCAUACCAGGACCCAAGCCCUGACCCUGAUCUCUGGCUCCGGGCCCUUGGGGAAUUGCUGCGAAAGGAUCUGGGUGUUGGGGCCUCCACUGAGGGAGCAUCCCCACUAUCUGCAAGGUGCCAGAGACAGCUCCGAGGCCUGUGUAGGCAGCUGGGCCAAGGGGGCAGGAAGCUGAGAUGGCCCCAUGCUCCAGACCCCAAAAAGGAAGAAGAGAAGGACAAGGACUCCCAGUGGCCUGGGAAACGCAGAAAGGGGCCAGAGGAAGAGUCUGCCAGUCCUGAUUGGGAAAGGGCCCCCAAAAGGUUCCGGUGUUUGGAAAAGGAAGAAGAGAAAGAGGCAGGUCGUCAGGAAGCAAGACCUGAACGUGAAUCUUCGGAGUCCCUGGCUGAUGGAGGAGGUGCAUCACCCAUUGAGAAGCAGCCUGCCAUGGGGGCUGAGCCCAGUGAGGCUGCUCCAAGUCUAGAGGAUGCUAAGGGCCUACCUGAGAGUUUGGAGUUGCCCAAAGCUAUCCAGGAUCAGGUUCCCAGGCUGCAGCAGCUGCUCAGGACCUUCGGGGAGGGGUUGGAGGGAUUGGAGGGUGCCCCACCAGUUGAGCUGCAGCUUCUCCACGAAUGCAGUCCCAGCCAGGUGGACCUGCUGUGUGCCCAGCUGCAGCUCCCACAGCUCUCAGACGCUGGCCUCCUGCAGCUCUGCACCUGGCUGCUGGCCCUUUCCCCAGAUCUCAGCCUAAGCAAUGCUACUGUGCUGACCAGAAGCCUCUUUCUUGAACGGAUUCUCUCCCUUACUUCCUCAGCCUCCCGCCUGCUCACAACUGCCCUGACUGCCUUCUGUACCAAGUAUACCUACGCUGUCUGCAGAGCCCUCCUUGGCCCUGUGCUCCAAGCCCCAAGAACAGGUCCAGCUCAAACAGAAUUACUGUGUUGCCUUAUGAAGGACAAGGCCCUGGAGCCAGACAUGCAGGUUCUGAUGCUGGGACAGAUCCUGGAGCUGCCGUGGAAGGAGGAGUCUUUCUUGGUGUUGCAGUCACUCCUGGAGCGGCAGGUGGAGAUGCCGCCUGAGAAGUUCAAUGUGUUGAUGGAGAAACUUUAUAAAGAGGGGCCAGCAGCCACCAUGUCAAUGGCCUAUGCCAAGCUCAUGCUGACAGUGAUGACCAAGUAUCAGGCUAAUAUCACUGAGAUCCAGAGACUGGGCCUGGCUGCAGCCAUCGAGUUCAACACCACAUUCCUGAGGAAGUCCCUACAGGCUGCCCUGAGACAUCUGACCCUCUGACCAUCCACCAAGGGACCACCCUCCUGGAGCUCCCUCACCAGCUUCCUAAAGGACACUUCUGCCCUGGGCACCUCACCCUGACUCCUCAUGUGGGGUAAAGGUUGAGCUUGGCCUUCCUAGGGAUCACCUGCCUCCAGGCAGCAGGCUGCAGAGAGGCCAUCUGGGCCUCCCAGCCAGCAGGGAGGGUCCCAGUCUACGGGGACUGGAUAAACUAUAUUACUAAGGGCUGCUGACUGUGAGCUCCCUCCUUGUCACUUCUCCCUCAGGCUGUGGGGACAGAAACUUUAAGGUAGGCUUCAGUAGGGUCCAACCAGACGCAGAGUGGACGAAUGAUACUCCAGGAGCUCUGGGGGACCUGUGUGCUCAGCACAAAUCUCUUGUUCUCAGGUGUAUGUUACGAUCUUCUGUGUUCUUGUUUCUGACUUGAAUAAUAAUUCAUCAACAGUAUUUUAUUAAAAGCAGGAGGCUCAAUUAUGUCUUAUUAGAAGCAGGGCCUGCCUUCCUCUUAA